GCGAGGUCGUCGUAGAUGAGGCCAAAGCCGGUCGUCUUGCCGCCGCCGAACUUCGUCUUGAAGCCAAAGACGGAGAUCUGGUUCUCGUCGGCCACCUUGUAGAGGGACGCGAGGCGGCUGCGGAUGAGCUUGCUGGGGACGGUGCCGCACCAGCCGGGGUGGCUCACCUCCACGAUGAACUGCUUGCGGUUGAGCAGCUUGUUCACCUUGAACUGCGAGGUGCGGACCGUCACCUCCGCCUUCUUCUUCUGGAAGACCAUGCUGUUUUCCCUGAACUAAAGGGUACGGGCCGGUGGGGCACAGAACAAAAAAAAAUGAAGGAAAAACAACAAGGCAAAAGUAAACAAUAA
Molecule: messenger RNA, 350 nt
Organism: Trypanosoma conorhini
Lineage: Eukaryota; Euglenozoa; Kinetoplastea; Trypanosomatida; Trypanosomatidae
Exons: 1
Source: RefSeq, a predicted model, not a curated record